AUGAUAACUCUCGAAGACAGAAUCCGUAUGCGGAAGUCUGCCGCUCCUGAUCUCCUUCUGGCGCGCGAAAGCGGAGAGUUCACAGACUUUGCGUUCACUUGCGAAGGGGAAACUAUUCCUAUCCAUAGAAUCAUCGUCUGCAGCCAGUCUACUGUCUUCCACAGAGCAUGCACUGGGAUGUUCAAGGAAGCUUCAUCUGGAAUCUACGACUUGAACGACCAUCCUCUCCAGGUGGUUAAUCGCAUGGUCGAAUACCUCUAUACCGGAGUCUAUGAAGUCCCAGACAAUGCCGGCCUGUUGACACAUGCUACCAUGUUUACCCUGGCAGACAAGUACGGGAUUGGCGGACUGCAAGAGUUCGCAGGCGGGGAAUACCUCGAAUGCUUAUACCGAUAUGACAAGUUUAACAACCAAGACUUCACCAGAUCAAUUACAGAAGUCUACAAAGUCCCCAGGGAGGUAUCCAAGAACCUCCGAAACGCCGCUCUAGUGGCCCAAAAAGCCGGUCAGUUCACUGACUUCGCUUUUCUUUGCAAAGGCACAAAGAUUCCCGUGCACAAAGUGAUAAUCUGUGCACAGUCCAAAGUUUUUAAUGCCGCUUGUACGAGUGGUUUCAAUGAAGCCACAUCUGGGGUCUAUGACUUGAGCGAAUACCCUCUGGAGUUGGUUGAGAUGAUGGUCGAAUACUUCUACGUCGGGAACUACGAAGAUCCGAGUGCAGAUAUGUCCAAGGUGUCCCUUUCGACGCAUCUGUCGAUGCUGGUCUUGGCCGACAAGUACGCCAUCCGAGGCCUUGAACGGCAGGCUAAUCUUUGUUUCAUCUGCCGACUGAAUGAGAAGAAUAUUGAGCUGAAAGAAUUUCUUGAUUCGCUUCCGGUUCUGUAUGAAAUGCCAAUAUCGGUCUUUGGGGACGUUAUCAAGCCAGCCAUCUACUACCCAAGGGAGACGCUGCUGACUUUCACAUUCAAGACUUCCUGA
Molecule: messenger RNA, 978 nt
Organism: Fusarium verticillioides 7600
Lineage: Eukaryota; Fungi; Ascomycota; Sordariomycetes; Hypocreales; Nectriaceae
Exons: 6
Coding region: 1-978 (325 amino acids)
Molecular function (GO): protein binding
Source: RefSeq, a predicted model, not a curated record